Molecule: messenger RNA, 787 nt
Organism: Xyrauchen texanus (razorback sucker)
Lineage: Eukaryota; Metazoa; Chordata; Actinopteri; Cypriniformes; Catostomidae
Product: cAMP-responsive element modulator-like
Exons: 3
Coding region: 10-411 (133 amino acids)
Biological process (GO): regulation of transcription by RNA polymerase II
Cellular component (GO): ATF4-CREB1 transcription factor complex; nucleus
Molecular function (GO): DNA-binding transcription factor activity, RNA polymerase II-specific; RNA polymerase II cis-regulatory region sequence-specific DNA binding
Source: RefSeq, a predicted model, not a curated record
UCUUUCAACAUGAACAGCUCAGGAUCUCCUGGGGCUCCUAUGAUGCAGUAUGCUGUGCACUCAAGGGAUGCCACUCAUCCUUACGUGCUGUCGGACAAUAAUGUAGUGGCACAAGCCACUACUGGAGAUAUGUCAGCAUAUCAGAUUCACUCUCCUACCUCAAGCCUUUCCCAGGUGAUGAGCAACUCACAUGGCUCUCUGCCAAGCCCUCAGGAGCUGACUGAGGAGGCAUCACGCAAGAGGGAACUCCGUCUGAUGAAAAACAGGGAGGCUGCACGGGAAUGCCGUCGGAAGAAGAAAGAAUAUGUCAAAUGUCUCGAGAACCGAGUUGCUGUACUUGAAAAACAAAACAAGACACUCAUUGAAGAACUCAAGGCUCUUAAAGACCUGUACUCUCACAAAACCGAAUAGCUGUAAUCCAUUGCAAGUCACUCACUAAAGACUUUGCCGUAUACAGAUUUGCCACAGAGUGGUAAACAUGGUUUUCACACAAUGUCUAGCCAACUAUCGAAUAAGUUGACAGCUGCAUGGUUGUGUCGUCCCAUGUACCUAAGAUGGUGAUGUGUGCAUGUGUGUAUGCUGGUGGCCACAGAAAGCUCCAGAGCCAGUAUGGUGUGUUGUGUUGCCCGUGUUACUUGUGCUUUUUGCAGGGAGUCGGCCAGACAGUGUAGGCGCAGGAGGAAGGAGUAUGUGCGGAGCUUAGAGACUCGCCUCGCCAUGAUUGAAAACCAGAAUAAGAAGCUAACCGAAGAGCUGGAGCAUCUAAAGGAAUCCUGUUUAUAUGGCA